This is a messenger RNA of Corapipo altera (White-ruffed manakin), 3187 nucleotides long. It is a transcript of the gene ERRFI1, whose product is annotated as ERBB receptor feedback inhibitor 1. Lineage: Eukaryota; Metazoa; Chordata; Aves; Passeriformes; Pipridae. Gene Ontology annotation, biological process: regulation of keratinocyte differentiation; negative regulation of epidermal growth factor receptor signaling pathway. Bases 174 to 1568 code for a protein of 464 amino acids. Gene Ontology annotation, cellular component: extrinsic component of cytoplasmic side of plasma membrane. The transcript has 4 exons. The record is from RefSeq and is a predicted model, not a curated record.
AGGGCGGUGGCCGGCGCGCGCCGCGGCAGUGACCGGGCGCAGUCGCGGCGCAUGCGUGUGGCGCUGGCGGCCGCGCGGAGCUGCGCGACACUGUCGGGGGAAUGAAAACCGCAGGAAACCUGUCAAGUACUGAAUAUCUAAAGUCGUGAGACGUCACCAGAGAACGCUGCACAAUGUCAACUGCAGGAGUUGCUGCUCAGGAGAUGAGAGUCCCAUUAAAAACCGGAUUUCUUCACACUAGUCAAGGCAUGGGGAGUUUGAAAACCUGCUGGGGUAGCCACAGUGGAUUUGAAAAUACUUUCUUUAAUGUGGACCCUAUAGCAGUGGCAUAUAAUUUAGGUCCAUCGACAGAGCAGCAUUUGCCAUCCAUUGGGCACUCUUCCAACCAGGCUUCCAUGAAUGACCACAUUGCUGAAAGUUGCAUCCAAGUCCCAUCUCAGAAAUCCAGUCCACUUCUUGUAAGUCCCAAAAGUGAACCGACAGUUUCAAGAUAUGAAGACCAUCUCGUUCCUGGCUUUAGUAAACUGUCAUUAACCAUGAGCUGUGUUUCUGAAGAAACACCUCCUCACAUGGCAGUAAAAAAUGGACCAAUUCAAUUUCUGUCUGCAUCUUCCAAUGAUCGGAGCUCCAGGCCUCUGCCCCCUCUACCUAUUUCUGAAGACUUUACUUCAGAUGAGGUUGACAAAGAAGUGGAAUUCCUGACUAGCUCAGAUACUGACUUUUUGUUAGAAGAUUAUGAACUUCCUCCCUUUAAAGCCAGUGCUCCAAGUCGGCGGAGCUUUAGGGGCUGUGGACAGAUCAACUAUGCAUACUUUGAUACUCCAACAGGACCAAAACCAGAAGAUUCCAACCCUACACAAAGCCUAAAUGUAUACAUAUCCAGUAUUUACCCUCCUCCACAGCAGCUGCAUCGACGCUUGCGAAGGUCCCAUUCUGGGCCAGCUGGAUCUCUUAAUAAACCAAUAGUAAGACUAUCUGGACACUUAAACAGGUCUUCUCCAACCUCUGAUGAAGAUAAACCAGAGAUUCCACCAAGGGUUCCCAUACCUCCAAGGGCACUCAAACCAGACUACAGAAGGUGGUCAGCAGAAGUUGCUUCUAGCGCGUACAGCGAUGAAGACAGGCCUCCAAAAGUACCCCCAAGAGAACCUCUGUCACACAGCAAUUCCCGUACCCCGAGUCCCAAAAGCCUCCCAUCAUACCUCAAUGGGGUUAUGCCCCCCACCCAGAGUUUUGCACCUGAUCCUAAGUAUGUCAGCAGCAAAGCUCUACAAAGACAAAAUAGUGAAGGAUCUUCAAACAGGGUCCCUUGCAUUCUUCCAAUUAUUGAAAAUGGUAAGAAGGCCAGUUCAACACACUACUAUCUGCUACCUGAAAGGCCUCCAUAUUUGGACAAGUAUGAGAAAUUCUUCAGAGAAGCAGAAGAAAGGAGCUCUAACACUGAGGUUCAGUCCUGGUCUGGUGACUGCACAGCCACCUCAGCUCCGACAAAACUGGACUCAAAACCCAGAAUGGACAUAGGUGGUCACCUGAAACGAAAACACCUGUCUUAUGUGGUUUCCCCGUAGUUUCUGGGAGCACAGUCAGUCCCAGCUCAGUUGUUCAGGAUGGAGCUGAACUUUAUCAUGUUACAGAGUUCUUAUGGUUCUCAGAUAAUGAAGUAGGAGCAGUUUGACCUCUGAGAACUGGAAAGUGGAUCGUAAAGUCCUCUUAUGCUGCAUAUAUUCGAUACGUUUCUUAAGACUCUUUUUGUUUGUCUAGGUAUGUAAGCUGAAAACCUACAAAGUUCCCAUACAAAGAAACAUGGAGGGAUAGUAGUCACAGCUGGCCAGUUGUAUGCUACCUAGAUGAACGUAUUUGGUAGUCACAUUAUCAAAAAAAAAAAUUAAAAUCGAGCUUUGCUGAUGAGUCACUUAUAAAGCAGGCAACAGACCAAGUAAUGCAGUACAGUUUUUGUAUUGGGUAUUUUCCAAAAUUUCUUUUAUACAGUAACCGUACUGAGAACAGACUCUGUUCUCUUUGACUAGGCUAUGUCAGUCUGGUAAGAAGGUAACUGCAAGAUUUGAUACCCAGUUCAAGACUUGGCAGGCAUAUUGGAAGCACAUUUUGAAAGUUUAAUCUAUUUUACAAAUUAAUAUGAUGCUAAUAGACUUUUAAAGUGAGUUGGUUUUGUGGAUUCACUUGCUAGACACACUUGGCUCAGUUUUGCAGUUUUUCCUAGAAGAGACUUGGACCAGCUAUUGCUAAGCCUCUGCUGCUGCUCUUUUCCUGCUGGAUCCUAGAUACGUGUGAGAGUGUCCUGAGCAGCCACACGGUUGCUGUCAGGUAGGCAGUAACAACUGUGUGCUCACCUAGAGUCUGAAAUUCUGACUGUAUUAAAUACAGAAACACAGCACAAGCUGGUCUUGUGUUUUGGUUUCUGUUCAGUAUUUUAGGGGAGGAGGAGGAGGGUAUGAGGGAAAAACAUGAUUCCAUUUAUGAACAGUGUCAGUCCCGUCUCUUGCUGCUUUGAUGCUGCUUCUUGCUGUUUAAUUUUUCUUCACUGUGCCUCAGCCAUCCACUGAAGUUCACUGAGGUGCCACAUUAGCAGUUUCUCAUGCUCAUUUUGGUUACAUUUAUCCUCUUACAGAAAAGCACAAGAGAAAGGGUGCUCAUUAAUGGGGGUACAGAAGAUGAAUGUGUUCCUCCUAACAGAAGUAAACAAGCUGUUUACAGUUUAAACUGCUGAAUGAGAUGUUUGAGCUAUUUUAAAGCUUACUUUUUAUUUGUUUUAGUACAAACUAAAUGAAGGUGAAAUACAUGCUAUAGAAAUGCACUGAUAUUUCUGCAUCAUGUACAGUAUUGAAUAAAAAAUAAUUCACUUUGUAUUUUGAAUAUUGUCAUGUCUUGAGUUUAAUAAAGUUAUAAAAUACUUAUUUAUGAUACAUUUUGGAUUUUGCUUUAUUGAAUAGUGUAUGCAAUUGUGCAUUUGAGUUCUGCAUUUACUGCAAAGUUCAAAGUCAAUAAUGUUAAAUAUACAACUAAUGUUGAAUUCACCUUGCAUUUAAUUAGAAUUAAGAUUGCUGCAGAAGUGUUCAAUAACUCACAUUGGACACUGUUAAUUUUAAUGCCUCGUUACUACCUGGUAGCAUGUUGUCUAUAGUUUUGUGCUGGCAAUAAAACAUUCUGUGAGAUUAAGUUAUCUGGC